CUUCCUGGGGGUGGUUGUGUGUGCUAGUCGGUAACUGCUGACGGGUUACCUAUGAGCGCGUUGUGCUAAACGAUUGUUUUUGUUUGUUUUUCAAGUUAAUAAUUAUUUUAGUUCUAUUAUUAUUUGGUUUUCUUUACUGUGUAAUGGACACUGAAUUUCUAUUUAAAUGGGAUGUGCUUUUAGUUUAUUUUCAUUUAUUUAACUUUUAAGCGUGUGUGUAUCUGUGUGUUGUGCCGAAAUGCCGCGACAUUAUUAGUGCUGCAGAGUUUACACGGACAUAAUUUUGAUGUACGGUGAAUGUCAUCUGUGGAAUCUGUGGAAAGUUAUUAAUCAACAAAAAACAAACAAAGAUAGUCAUUAACAAAAAAGAAGUGUCCCCACCGCCCCCCCGCCCCCGUAACGUACGCAAGCUCUUCUGAGAUCAAGAUGAUUCGUAGGAGUAACAUCAAUCUGCCAGCAUUUUGCGUUGUUCAAUUCCUAGAAUUGCCUUUUGAAGCUAUUGAUGAUUACGUAUGCGUGCCACGCACUUGGUUGAUUUUGACUAACCUGUCAAAGGAUAAGUCCGUUGUUGCGUACCCCAAUAAGGAAGAUCCCUUUGUUACCAGAGAACGUGUCAAGAACAAGGAGAAAUGCAAUCAUGACUGGAAAUUUUAUAUGAGUGUCGUAAAAUAUGAAACAAAUACAUUCGAAGAUGCAGAAUUAUGGAUUGCGACGAAAAUUAAUGAUAGACCUUCAGUAAAAGGAGAAUUAAAAGCAACAGAUAUAAAACCAAGAUUCUCGUUAAACAAGAAAUUGCGGGCUGCCAACCGAAACCAUUCGUCGAAAUUAAAUGAUAAUCCUCGGAAACCACUGCCUAGAACAUUAAUCAAGCGACCAUCACAAUCAGAACCGAACAAACAACUUGAUGGGAAACGGCUGAAACUGGAUGACGCCGCUCAAUCAACAAGCAAUAUUGUUGCCGAUACUAAUGCAGAGUCUGGAUCUUCAAGACAGGAACAAUCAAUUAUUACCCAAGACAAUCAGCCAAUAGAAACUACUGAAACAGAAACAGCUGUUAAUGAUACUCAUGGUACAUCGAGCUCCUCUCAGCAGAACGAUGAAAACCUUCAAGAAUCGUUACUAAUACAAGAGCAACAAAACUCUCAAGGAAUUAAUGACGUACCUAGAAUAGUACCAAAAAACAACCGACAAACACCUACCCUUCAAGUCACCGGAGAAAGGUUGUCACUUAUUCUUACAAAGGUUCUAAAUUCGGUACGACAAGCAUUAUUAACUACUCAGGUAAAUCAUAGUGAACGUGCACCUGUCAAUCAAAACCAUCUAAGCGAAGUAGGUAAUACGUUGCAAGAAAAUGAAAGGAUGGAAGAAGAAACUCCGUCGGCGCAUCAUGGAGCAAAUUCAGAUUCCGAUACUACUGAUCAUGAAGUAACCACUGAUGACGAUAUGUCUGCAGAUGAAGCACCUACUGAAAGAACAAAUUACUUUUGCAGCACUGGAAUCACUUCUGGAAGUAGCUCUGCAGGCAGAUCGAUAGAUGUACAAAACUCUACGAACCACAAGACGCAACAGUCUAGGAUUGUUUUGGAGCAGCAAAUGUUGGACAACUUCGCUAUCCUCUUCACUCAAAUGGGGUCUACGUUGCGAUAUACAUGUGACAUGUACAACACCCUACGAAGUUCGAUCCACGAUAUUGCCGCCACAUACAAAGAAUUAUUGGGUGCAGUCGAAGAAUUCAACUCAAGCCGAAAUUUACCUCGCAAUUCAUCUUCUUUAAACAACCGAACAGAAGUAGCUUCACAGUUCCCUGAAGAAAGACACAUUGAAGUUACAGCGAGUACUAGUUCUAGUACUCAGAAUCAACAAAGUCACGGCGAUGCUAACAGAACGCCGAAAACAAAGCACAAAUCAUGGCGUCUUGUUUUACCACCGGAAUACGAUCCUCGCGAUACAAAAUGGACAUUGAAGUAUCGAACAAAUCUGCCAGGACUCGUAGAACUUAUCCCUCAAAGUGGUAUAUACGUCAGCUACGGAGACCUUAAAUACAGUCAGAGUGUAUCAAAAGAUUGCAAAUCAUUAGCAAGACGUUUAUUAUUAGCAGUGUUCAACAGAAAUGCACUGAGUAUUUGUUUAUCAAUGACUGAGAGAGCGCAGGCAUCGGAUAACGUUGGAUCUAAUGCAAGGCCAGAAUUAGAUGAUCAUGCGUGUACGGUACUGUUGACUUCCGUUCUACAGCAGGGACUCCAACGUGGUUGGAAUACUGACUUACAACCUAUCCUCAGUACUUUACACAAUACGAUUAAACAGAUUCGGUUCAAAUACGGCGUGACGGUUCAAUGCUAACUAUUGUGAUUAUUGACUGGUUGAAAUACUUUGCUUAGAUGUUCCGCAAUGAUUGCAUCCUUCUCUUUAUCAGAUCUUGCCCAGCCUCAAUCACUUUUCAUGAUUGGCGGGGGGGGGGGGGGU
Spodoptera litura is the source of this 2463-nucleotide messenger RNA. RefSeq lists its product as uncharacterized. Gene Ontology annotation, molecular function: DNA binding. NCBI's taxonomy places the organism in Eukaryota, Metazoa, Arthropoda, Insecta, Lepidoptera, Noctuidae. The record is from RefSeq and is a predicted model, not a curated record.